Molecule: messenger RNA, 1823 nt
Organism: Bradysia coprophila
Lineage: Eukaryota; Metazoa; Arthropoda; Insecta; Diptera; Sciaridae
Product: tubulin beta-1 chain
Biological process (GO): microtubule-based process
Cellular component (GO): microtubule
Molecular function (GO): GTP binding; GTPase activity; structural constituent of cytoskeleton
Source: RefSeq, a predicted model, not a curated record
GCAGUGUUUUUUAACCUGCAGAUGAUUUAACACACAAAAAAAAUCGUCAUCUUGUCCAAUGAAAUUGCUUCGGGAAAUUAUCCGAUUACCACCCGAUUGCUGGGCGUCACUUUCAAUUUAAAUUUCAUUUCGAUCCAGUUCGGAUUCAAUUUGCUUGCAGACUUCGUUGAGUGUGGACCAUUGUGUUGCGCAAUAAGUUAAUUUUUUAAAUAUUUUGUGGAAACGUUGUUUGAUUUAGAAAAAAAAUAUCAAAAUGAGAGAAAUCGUACAUAUUCAAGCUGGCCAAUGUGGUAACCAAAUCGGAGCUAAGUUCUGGGAAAUCAUUUCCGAUGAGCAUGGUAUCGAUGCUACUGGUGCCUAUCACGGCGACAGCGAUCUCCAAUUGGAACGCAUCAACGUUUACUACAAUGAGGCAUCCGGUGGAAAGUAUGUUCCCCGUGCCGUUUUGGUCGAUUUGGAACCGGGAACCAUGGAUUCCGUUCGAUCGGGACCAUUCGGUCAAAUUUUCCGACCCGAUAACUUUGUUUUCGGUCAAUCUGGUGCCGGUAACAACUGGGCCAAGGGACAUUACACCGAAGGCGCUGAAUUGGUCGAUUCGGUAUUGGAUGUGGUGCGCAAAGAAGCCGAAUCGUGCGAUUGUCUGCAAGGUUUUCAACUAACUCAUUCACUUGGUGGCGGUACUGGAUCCGGUAUGGGAACACUACUCAUCUCAAAGAUCCGGGAAGAAUACCCCGACAGAAUCAUGAACACAUACUCGGUUGUACCAUCACCAAAAGUAUCCGACACCGUUGUCGAACCGUACAAUGCCACACUGUCGGUUCAUCAACUGGUCGAAAACACAGACGAAACGUACUGCAUUGAUAACGAGGCUCUGUACGACAUCUGUUUCCGCACAUUGAAAUUGACAACACCAACUUAUGGUGAUUUGAACCAUUUGGUAUCACUAACAAUGUCUGGAGUCACAACCUGUCUACGUUUCCCCGGUCAAUUGAAUGCCGAUCUUCGUAAAUUGGCCGUCAACAUGGUCCCAUUCCCGCGUCUACAUUUCUUCAUGCCUGGUUUCGCCCCACUCACGUCCCGUGGAUCUCAACAAUACAGAGCACUCACCGUACCAGAAUUGACCCAACAAAUGUUCGAUGCCAAGAACAUGAUGGCUGCCUGUGAUCCACGACAUGGACGCUACUUGACAGUUGCUGCCAUUUUCCGUGGCCGUAUGUCCAUGAAGGAAGUGGACGAACAGAUGCUGAACAUUCAAAAUAAGAACAGCAGCUACUUCGUCGAAUGGAUCCCGAACAAUGUUAAAACAGCCGUCUGUGACAUUCCACCAAGAGGCUUGAAAAUGUCCGCCACAUUCAUCGGCAAUUCGACCGCCAUCCAAGAACUAUUCAAACGAAUCUCUGAACAAUUUACCGCUAUGUUCCGUCGCAAGGCUUUCUUGCAUUGGUACACUGGCGAGGGUAUGGACGAAAUGGAAUUCACUGAAGCCGAAAGCAACAUGAACGAUUUGGUGUCCGAAUAUCAACAAUAUCAAGAUGCCACCGCCGAUGAGGACGCCGAAUUCGACGAAGAACAGGAGGCUGAGGUCGACGAAAACUAGAUCCUUUGAAUGUUUAAUUUUUGGAAUGCAUCAGAAAAGAACAUUUCCACUCAUAUGUUUCAAUGAAUAGUCUGCCUAAUAAAAUUUACGUUUUAAUUGUUAAUGUUCUCUAAGGCAGCAGGUAGUUUUUAGCAGCUUUGGACUAAUUGUCCGUUUUGUAAAUUUUUUUUACUGAAAAUCUCGUUCAUUGAAGAACAUUCCGAAAAAUAAAAUCAAACAUUCAAGU